Penicillium angulare is the source of this 984-nucleotide messenger RNA. Its product is annotated as putative aldo-keto reductase (YakC). NCBI's taxonomy places the organism in Eukaryota, Fungi, Ascomycota, Eurotiomycetes, Eurotiales, Aspergillaceae. Gene Ontology annotation, cellular component: cytoplasm. Bases 1 to 984 code for a protein of 327 amino acids. The transcript is spliced from 6 exons. The record is from RefSeq and is a predicted model, not a curated record.
AUGGUGAAAACACUUCCUUUUGGUGACAUCCAAGUCCCAACGCCGGGUUUCGGUGCUAUGGGUCUGAGCUUUGGCUUGGGUAGCGAUCUCACUCUAGCAGAAGCCGAGCCGGUACUUCUGAAAGCGAUCGAACUCGGUUGUACAUUCUGGGAUACCGCUGUUGUUUAUCAAGCAGGUGUAAACGAGAAGCUUCUGGGCGAUUUCAUCAGAAAGCAUAACGUCCGUGACAAAAUCUUCCUUGCUUCAAAAUGCGGCUUCGAUGUUUUUGGGAAUGGCGCAGUCACCAAUUCUGCAUCGCAUAUCAAGGAGUAUAUCGAAGGGACUAUUGAAAGAUUAGGCUUUACUCCUGACUUGUAUUAUCUUCAUCGAAUCGACCCCAACACCCCCCUCGAGGAAUCUAUUCCUGCACUUGACGAGAUCCGCAAGGCCGGGAAAACGAAGUACAUCGGCCUCUCAGAAUGUUCUGCAUCAACCCUUCGCAAGGCAAAUGCCAUCGCCAAAAUUGAUGCUAUACAGGCAGAAUACUCGGCCUUUGAGACACUCCAUGAGACUGAUGGCCUAAUCGACACCGCAAAAGAACUCGGUGUAACAUAUGUCGCUUACAGUCCUCUUGGUCAUGGAUGGCUUGUCGAUGAGUUCAACUUUAAUUCUCCGGAUGAUUUCGCCGAUGACGAUUUCCGCAAAAGAAGUCCCAAAUUCCAAGGCGAAAACUUUUAUCAGAACAAGAAAAUUGUUGUUGAGAUCAAGAAAAUUGCCUCUCGAAAGGCUUGUACUAUUAGCCAGAUUGCCCUCGCCUGGGUCGCUGCGCAAGGAAUGAUUGCUAUUCCUGGCACAACCAAGGCGCACAGACUUGAAUCAAACUGGGGGUCGCGUGAUAUUAGUCUUAGCGAUGAGGAGAAGGGGGAGAUGCGGAAGAUUAUCGAUGCUGCCAAGCCUCAUGGCGACAGAUAUGCGCCAGCACAACAAGCUAUGGUGGGACAUUGA